CAAGACCAGUGCGCAGGCGGUGGUUCUGGGUCGAGCUGUUUGGUGGGGGACGGAUCUACCCAGGAUGUGCGUCGAGUCGGUCCGCGCGUGCGCGUGCAGGGUACGCGCGUGCUCUACCCGUGUGCGCGCAGGGCUGCUGGCAUCUCGGUGACGCUGAGCUUGGUGCACGCAGAGCAGAGCAGGCGGAGCGGGCCGGCCGGGGCGGAGCGGAGCGGUCCGCAGAGCAGCCCCUCCCGGCCUCGGCCGACCCCAGCCCUCGGCCCGGCUCUAUGGACAGGAGCUCGCUGCUGCAGCUCAUCCAGGAGCAGCAGCUGGAUCCUGAGAAUACGGGCUUCAUCGGUGCGGAAACCUUCGCUGGUCUGGUACACAGCCAUGAGCUGCCCCUGGACCCCACCAAGUUGGACAUGUUGGUGGCUCUGGCUCAGAGCAACGAACGGGGCCAGGUCUGCUACCAGGAGCUGGUGGACCUGAUCAGCAGCAAGCGUUCCAGCAGCUUCAAGAGGGCCAUUGCUAAUGGACAACGGGCGCUGCCUCGGGACGGACUGCUAGAUGAGCCAGGCCUGGGUGUCUACAAGCGGUUUGUGCGAUAUGUGGCCUACGAGAUCCUGCCCUGUGAGGUGGAUCGCCGCUGGUACUUCUACCGGCACCGCAGCUGCCCACCCCCUGUGUUCAUGGCCUCUGUCACCCUUGCCCAGAUCAUCGUGUUCCUGUGCUACGGGGCACGUCUCAACAAGUGGGUGCUUCAGACCUACCACCCUGAAUACAUGAAGAGCCCUCUCGUGUAUCACCCGGGACACCGCGCUCGCGCCUGGCGCUUCCUCACCUACAUGUUCAUGCAUGUUGGGCUGGAGCAGCUAGGCUUCAAUGCCCUUCUGCAGCUGAUGAUCGGGGUGCCCCUGGAGAUGGUACACGGUGUACUUCGCAUCAGCCUGCUCUACCUGGCAGGUGUGCUGGCAGGCUCCCUGACUGUCUCUAUCACAGACAUGCGUGCCCCUGUGGUAGGGGGCUCUGGAGGGGUCUAUGCGCUGUGCUCAGCACACCUGGCCAAUGUUGUCAUGAACUGGGCUGGGAUGAGGUGUCCAUACAAGCUGCUGAGGAUGGUGCUGGCUCUGGUGUGCAUGAGUUCCGAAGUGGGCCGGGCUGUGUGGCUGCGCUUCUCCCCACCACUGCCUGCCUCAGGCCCACAGCCCAGCUUUAUGGCACACCUGGCUGGUGCAGUGGUAGGUGUAAGCAUGGGCCUUACCAUCCUUCGGAGCUAUGAGGAGCGCCUGAGGGACCAGUGCGGCUGGUGGGUGGUGCUACUUGCCUAUGGCACCUUCCUGCUUUUCGCCAUCUUCUGGAACGUCUUUGCCUAUGACCUGCUGGGUGCCGAUAUCCCCCCUCCACCUUGACCUGCUCCUUAAGGCCACAUGGCUAGAGCUGGGCCUGCCGUGGGUCCGCCACCAGGUGGGCCUGCAUGUCUGCCCUCUAUGAACGGACCUCUCGGGGCUGCUUUUCCCUACGGGGCAGGCGGGCCCUGUGGUCCACCAGGUUGAGGCCGAGUCUUACUGCAGCCCUUGCUGCCCCUCCCCGGCCUUUCUGGGGGAGGGUGCCACUAGGCCAAGGCUGGGUGGAGGUCCUUGGAUGUGGCCCCAGAGGAGAUUCCCUCCCUCCCCACCGAUCCCCAGGACUUGCAGUCUGAGCCUUUUUGGAGAGUGAAUAAAUAUUUUACACAUCACUAGGCAGCUGUUCUGGGGCUCUGCAGGCUUGUUUGCCCCUCACCCAGACCACAUGGGACACCUCCCCUCCAGGAUGGUCUG
Chionomys nivalis (European snow vole) is the source of this 1799-nucleotide messenger RNA. RefSeq names its product rhomboid like 1 (gene Rhbdl1). The transcript is spliced from 8 exons. Gene Ontology annotation, molecular function: serine-type endopeptidase activity. The coding region runs from base 270 to 1391 and encodes 373 amino acids. Gene Ontology annotation, cellular component: membrane. NCBI's taxonomy places the organism in Eukaryota, Metazoa, Chordata, Mammalia, Rodentia, Cricetidae. The record is from RefSeq and is a predicted model, not a curated record.